CACGCUGGAUGCCUUGCGCUGUGAAGUGUUGUCAGCCCCUCCCGAUACGCACCCACGAUAUUUCCUUUGCUGGAGCGAAUUUCAGCCGAGUUUCGACGUAGAUUAUCCCCGAUUCGAGUUUUUCCGCGUGUGUUGUGAUGUGCAUUGUAGUAUUCAUAGUUUUCCGGCCUGUUGGAUUAUCCCAUCGUUAGUUAUUUGUUCCAUAGCCAACGGUGUUUGUGAUAAGUUUACCUCAUUUAAGUGGAAUAAGAACCUAACCAAGUCACCUCCAAUGUUGAAGUGGACCGUUUGUCAAAAGCAGCAGAAUUUGACGUCAUCUAAUUUUGGUUCCUCCGCGAUCCAAUCAGUGAGCUCUGGUCCCUGUUACCCAAUAUGUCGCACCAAUGUCAAAAUUCACGGCACUUUAAAAUCACGGGCUCGCCGUGUUUCCAUCCGCCAGCUAAACAAAGAAAACAGGCAGUGCCACAAAUCUAUCGAGCAGAAAGUGAUUUGCACCGAGGCUUCGAUGGGAGCGGAGUCCCCGCGCUUACGUAAUAGCAUGAACAUGAGGCUGGAGGGUCUGCCGGUUGCCCUGCGCGACGUGAGCAACCACUUCUCGCCGCGCCUCGACCAUGCCAGUUUGUCCGAUUCCAUCGACCGCGUCCAGAAAAGACGAAGCUGCAGCAAACGGCAGAAGAAGAGCCCUUGCUCUGUCUCCUCACACAAGCGACUCCAGAGGAGGGAGUCUGAGCCUCCGUAUUUCAUACACGAGGACGAGGACGAGAAUGGGACAAAAGACCGCGGGAAGAAUGAGACGAAGUCUGUGUCAGUGAUGAGCCCAAACAACUCUCCGAAAAAGAAACAGCCAUGCUUGGAUGUGCACCAUUGCAUCAAGUUAGAGGCAUCCCCGACCACGGCCGCAUGCAGCACCUCCGCGGUGGGCCAGCCGCAAACCGCCAAGGAGCGCAUCGUCGGAUCAAAGUCGCCCGAUUUAAACUCCGCCCUGGUAACACCCCCGCCCACAAUAUGCCCUCCAGACCGCCUGCGGAGUCCAUCCCCGAUUCUGCCGGCCUCCACGCCGACGCACUACGACAAUCCCGUCCACUUCGCCCUGGAACACUCCCCGCCUGCCGAGCCGGACCUCCUUCUCCACAAAGAGUUACCAAUCGCCCGCACCUAUAGCCGAUCAAAAAUCCCGCGCCAUCUCUUUCAAGACCUGCAGGAAGUUCAAUUGGAGGCUCAGUCAGCCGCUAAAGAUAUCCUCAAUACCUCGAGUGACCUCCUCGAGAGGAAAUUUCGAAAGCGCCAGAAAAACGUGAAAAACAAGGGAAUGCCUUGCGACGUCUCCCCGUUGGCUAGAAAGCUCGCCUGGCUUCGGCUUAAUACACAGCUGACCAAGAACCGCGUGCCGGCGCAGGAGCCGGCAUUCGAACCACCGACCGCCAUCGACUCGAUGGAGCCUGAGGAGGACUCCACCGCCGUGACAGCGCGUCAUUUACCCGACGUCAUCCUUCGAAACCGCCAGUGCCUCAACCCAUUCAGUAGCAACUUAUGUGAUGUAGGCGAACAGUUAGAUAAUCUAGAAGAUAUUAACAACCCCAACUUGACUAACAAUAAUCGGGUUUCCAAGCGACGUGGGGCCUGCUUCAACGACUUGAGCUUCCUGCUGAACGCACCGCUAUUCGGGAAUGAGGACAUUCCUCCGACUCUGAAACGACAGCGUGUCAUAAUCCGCAGGCGGCCAAGAAAUUCCAACUCCGGAUGUAAGGAGGAAAUGGAGAGUUUGUCAAAGAUUCCCCGGAGAAGAGGUCUUAGUUCCUCUGUCUUGACCCUUCCGAACGGUAUUCCUAGCCCGUUCACACAGUUCAACGUCAGUCUGACGGCAGGGGGCAACGGUAGUACACUCGGAUUCAAUUGCACACCAGCCAAGAGACCCGAUUUUAUCCUCCUAGAUGACCUCGUUCCGAUCCCCGGUGAUGUUGGUGUCAAUGACAACAACAAAAAGCGCAGUAAUAAUAAUGACGUCACUGAAAUUGAGUCCAUUGAAGGGAUAGAACCGUUGAGUAAUACGCAAACUGCAACGCUUUCUCUACCCUGCUCAUCGAUCACCCCCAUCACAGUGGCCACCGAAGAGUCGAUUAUGGAUGAGACCAUUGCGCUGACCAGGAAGAUGAAUCAGUGGAAGAGGAAGCUCAACAAGAAGAAGUUAAACUUUGAGGAUACGGAUCGGGAUCUUGAUGUCUCCUCAGGGUCGUCCUGCUCGGAGAGUACCUGGGAUUCUCAUGCGAUGCGGCUUAAGACCCCUCGCUUGGCUGCGCACUUUUCCCCGAAUUCUUCUUUCGAGCAAGGUUCGUCAAUAGCCUCCUUAAAAACCGACGAAACGGAUAUCAAAAUGUCCAGUGAUGCCGAACUAGAAUUAUCUCUUAGCGUUCAGAGUAACAUCGUCUUCGCUUACAUUAAAAGAGGGAAAAAUCUAACGAAAGCUAUUGGCUGUACUCCUCUGAAUGCAUAUGUAAAGGUCAAUUUGGUGCCUGCAGCCUCUGAGAAAACCUAUUAUAGAACAUGUGUGCGGAAAAACUCUAUGAAUCCUAGAUUCGAUCAAAAAUUUAGUAUGGAAAUAACUGAAGCGGAUCAUAGCAAAAGAAUCCUAUUCUCUGUUUGGCAUCGAGAUCGGGCAAAAGGAAGGAGUGAAUUUUUAGGAUGUGUGUCAUUUGCCCUAAAGAAUGCUGCAGAAAAGGAAAUCAGCGGAAACUUCCGACUUCUAGGUCCAGGUGCAAAUAAAAUUCAGCAUGUAUUAUCCACGCCAACCUCUCAAAACUCAGUUGCAGGCAUGAUGGCGGAUCAAUUGGACAGUAGUGGAGAGGAGACUCUUAGUGCCGAGGAAAAUCCAACUCCGAUUCAUGAUCCCGAGGACAGUCUAUUCUUGCGACACCUGGAGUUGGAUCCACCAGGAUCAAAAUUGGAGAGCCGGAGAGGAGGCCGAACGCCCUUUACAACGACCCGGAAGCUGACGAAAGCCCCCGGACAGAGCUUCGGAUUUUCUAUAGCGUGGACUCAUCCCCCCAGAGUCGAAAGAGUGGAACUAGGAAUGCCUGCCGAUAGAGCAGGGCUUCGACCGGGUGACUCAGUUGUCUUCAUCAAUAAAGUGAACGUUGUCACGCUUCCUGAAGAGGAGGUGUUGUCUCUUAUCAAAGCUUGCGGCAAUCAACUCAGCAUUGAGGUCUACAGGAGGAUAGUACCCAGUGGCAUGAUCAAUCGGGGCUCGACGCCGGGACCCCCGGUUCCAGUGCCAGAAAAAACCAGUAUUCUGCCACCUCGUUCUGUAUCUAGUCCAGGAGCUGUUGGUCUGCCAUUCGAUGGUGAUCGUCAGUCCAAAUCUAGACUACAACAUCCACAAAUUACCUUCACGACUGAGGGAAGAGAAUCUGCAGCUAACUUGCUGCUGAAUAUUGAGCAAGAGUAUGCUUUGUGCCUUCAAUUUGGUAUAAGUAGGUUUCUCCUUCCACUUGCCGAAAGGAGAGACUUAGUGAAUCAGCAGCAACAUCAAAUCUUGUUUCAGAACUCUCAAGAGUUGUUAAGGCUGACAGAGGAUGUGAUAGAACAUUUGGUUCAAGAAAAAGAAGACGCCUUUGGUAAAAAUGUUGGUCUAGUUUAUCUUAAUAAAAUCAAUUCAUUAUGUAGUGCUUACCGAAAAUAUUGUAUAGGAAUUAAAAAAGCAGACUGUUUAUUGGUUGAAAAAACAAGGAAUAGAGAAUUUAUGAAACUUUUAGCCGAGCCACCAAUUCCAAGAAAGCGUCCGGAUUUAACCACAUUUUUGCACAAACCGUUAGAGCAUUUUAGAGAGGUUAUUAAACAACUAAAAAUGAUUCAAAAGUAUACCGAUCUGAAAGAUCCAGAUCACCAAUCGAUAUCAAAGGUUGUUCAGCAGUUCCAGAUUUCUUAUCGAGAAAUGACCUUGAAAUCUGGUCUCAUGGAGCCGGAGGGUGAUGGCCGUCCGUUAUUAUCGCUCCAAGAUUUGGAGAGCAGACUGGUUUUCACGCGAUGUAAGCCAUUUGUAGUUAGUACACCUGGACGAGAAUGGAUCUUUGGAGGGGAUUUAAGCAGGGUCGAAGGAAAGACGGUCCGAACUUCUUGGGCCAUUCUGUUCUCCGAUUUGUUAGUCUUCGCGAAAGUAAGCCGUGAUAGAGUUCUGUUCAUUACCGAGGAGCCUUUGCAACUAAAAACUGUUAAACAAGCCCUGUUCAACAUCAGGAAAAAAGCGACAGAAUUCCGGUUGCUGAUCAAUAUGAACAAAAACCUCAAUAGCGAUGGCAGUGAUAGUCCUGAGUCACAGGUGACAGGGUGCGGGCUUCCAGAUUUCACUCACACACCUCAAAAAAAUGAUAAAACGCGGUCCGUCAUUUUAAGAGCUCCAACGCUUGAGCUGAAAGCCGUCUGGCAGAAUUUGAUUCAACGCCAAAUAAUUUAUCUGAACACAACAGCUCGAGGAGGAACUCCGGCAGGAAGCCCGGUAGACAGCCCCAAUUCCCCGUCCGAACAGGGGAAAAUGAUGGAGGAUCUGAUCGAGAACCGGUGUCGACAACUUUGUCGACGUAAAUCUAGCGUGCGAAAAGGAAGCGCUCUGCACUUGUCCGACUGGCUAAAGGGUCGUUUGGGGGCCGGGGGGAACAUGAACGAUGAGCCGCCCUCACCCGAGGAGGAGAUGGAGAUCUGGUCCAGGGAGACCCUCCAUGCUCGCAUGAAGAAGCUACGCGCACCUAAUCUCACCGAAAUUCUGCCCAGAAACGAGAGUCGCAUGGAGGAUCUCGAGUUUUCCGAAUAUUCCAGAAGCGCAUCUCGAUGCACCAUAAAUAGCCAGGUUAUACCCGAAAGUAAAUCUCCGGAUGGAUCCGUGACCGUUUGUCGGAAGUGUCACAAUACGUGCCUUGUUUCGCCUUGCAGUACGACUGAAGUUUUCCUGCAUACGGAAUCUGCCUCAAGGGAUUUCAACGCAAAUCCCAUCUUUGAUGAACCUAGUAAUAAUUACGAAUUGCUGAGCCCUUCGGAUCCAUUCAAUCCUUUGCCUGGAAUUUCUGUCCAUCCACCGAGCCCGCCCAAAAAAUCUCAGAUGCUCCUGGUCAACUAGAGUCCAUGUCCACGUACCUGGGAGGCUGGACCGCGAAAGCGGGAUCAUACGUUGCUGAAAAAAUGUCCUUCUUCGAGAAACUCGGGCAAGACUCAUUUCUUGAUAAAUAUUUAAACCGAGCCACACAAGAGCUCCCGGCCACCUCGACUUGCUUGGCGUUCGACGACGAGAUGGACACCGCCUCUGGAGCAUCUGGCGAGGAGCUUUGGGGCACACCUACCAGUGGACCCGAUUCCGAGAUCACCUCCCCCCCUCCGGAGUCUCCAUCGAGUGGGAAAGACGAAUAUGCGGAUGCGGAUAGGACGAUGCCAGCCUCCGGUAGCCCAGGAUUGAGCACCGUCCGAAGCGAAACACUCAGCAGAUUUUUUGCGACGAGGAUGAGACUAGAGCCUUUGCCAGAAGAUGAAGAAGUUAUCUCCACUUCCACCAACAGUUCUUCACCUGAUACCAGUGCUUGCACGCAAAGUUGUCCCGCGCCGCAGAGCAACCAUGACUCUCGCCUCGGUGCUUUCACCAGUAGCUACGGGUUUUUUCAUCGACUGAAAUUGCGACGAACUCAAUCAGCCGAUUCCCACUCCACCAAGCAGAAUAAAUUGAUGUUAUUCCUGAAGAGUCGAAGAAGUGAGGAUGGGCGUGGCAGACUUUCAAAACUUUUCGGUCAAGAAAGUUCUUCUGAUAAUAUUCUAACAACUAUGCCCCAGUCUUUAAAUGUUAAAAAUAGUGAUCGCCGGUUUUGGAAGCAGUUCAGAAGAAAAAAACAAACAAAUAGUUAACACGUGUAAAACGUCAUUGUUGACUCUCAUUUUGAUUCUUAUGUGCGACUUUCCUUAAAAAUUAUCCCGGAUAAAUGUAACUUGAACCCAUGCAUUUCAGACCUAUUAUAUCACUCAGAUCAAUUUUUUGGAGAGGAGCGACCCUAGUAGCCAAAAUGUGCGUAAUAUUACGUAUAGUCAAAUCUCAAAAACCUAUUAAGUAGGGUCAUAAAUGGCUGUAAAUAGAUACAUAUAUAAUUUUUCUUUAAAAUAUCGCAUAAAGUGUCCUUCUUUUGGGUAUUAAAUACUAUAUAAAAGAUAUCUAGAAUGGGUUACAUGAAAAAGCCUUGGCAAGCAAGUCGGGACAAAAAGUAAGUAGAAGGCCGAGCAAUAAUGAUCAAGCAGCUUUCCCUUGUAACGCAAAGACGUAAAAUAUACGGGGGAAAAAUCGUGAAAAAGACGUAAGAUAGACCAAAAAUGAAAUGCCAUCGUAGCACUUUUCACAAGAAUAGUUCGUAAAGAAUGUGAGUUUCUUUACGUAAAAAGAUCGAGUUUCUAUACGUUAUAAGUAAAAAAAACUCUUGCCUCCUAAAAUUGAUUGUAUUGAUAAGUCGUAAAGAAAAGAAUAGACUGUACGCAAAUUUA
Messenger RNA from Bemisia tabaci, 6501 nucleotides. The record is from RefSeq and is a predicted model, not a curated record. Lineage: Eukaryota; Metazoa; Arthropoda; Insecta; Hemiptera; Aleyrodidae.